Molecule: messenger RNA, 369 nt
Organism: Peromyscus leucopus (white-footed mouse)
Lineage: Eukaryota; Metazoa; Chordata; Mammalia; Rodentia; Cricetidae
Product: 60S ribosomal protein L32-like
Exons: 1
Coding region: 1-369 (122 amino acids)
Biological process (GO): translation
Cellular component (GO): ribosome; cytosolic large ribosomal subunit
Molecular function (GO): structural constituent of ribosome
Source: RefSeq, a predicted model, not a curated record
AUGGCUGCCCUCUGGCCUCUGGUCAAGCCCAAGAUCAUCAAAAAGAGGAUCAAGAAGUUCAUCCUGCACCAGGCAGACCGAUAUGUCAAAAUUAAGCAAAACUGGCGGAAACCUAGAGGUAUCGACAACAGGGUGCGGAGAAGAUUCAAGGGCCAGAUCCUAAUGCCUAACAUUGGUUACGGGAACAACAAAAAAACUAAGCACAUGCUGCCUAGUGGCUUCCAGAAGUUUCUGGUCCACAAUGUAAAGGAGCUGGAAGUGCUGCUGAUGUGCAACAAAUCUUAUUGUGCUGAGAUUGCUCACAAUGUUUCCUCCAAGAACCGAAAAGCCAUUGUGGAAAGAGCAGCACAGCUGGCCAUCAGUCACUAA